Molecule: messenger RNA, 1191 nt
Organism: Vigna radiata var. radiata (mung bean)
Lineage: Eukaryota; Viridiplantae; Streptophyta; Magnoliopsida; Fabales; Fabaceae
Product: polygalacturonase-like
Exons: 4
Coding region: 1-1191 (396 amino acids)
Biological process (GO): carbohydrate metabolic process
Molecular function (GO): polygalacturonase activity
Source: RefSeq, a predicted model, not a curated record
AUGAAAUAUUCUACUAUCGUAUUACUUUUUUCUUUUUUUGCAACUAGUUUUCAUUUAACUCAAUCACAAUCAGGAACUUUUCAGAUAUCGCAAUUUGGAGGAAAACCAAAUGGAGAUAUAGCUAAGGCUUUAACAAGUGCUUGGGCUCAAGCAUGUGCAUCCACAUCUACUUCAAAAAUUGUGAUUCCAGCAGGCACAUAUCAAAUGACACAUGUACUUUUAAAAGGUCCUUGUAAGGCUCCUAUUGAAAUUAGCGUUGAUGGAACNAUCAAAGCACCGGUAAAGCCAGAGGACGUUGGCGGUGACGAAAUUCUAAGGAUUGACUAUGCUAACGCCNUAACCAUAUCUGGCAAAGGAGUUUUUGAUGGUCAAGGUUCCUAUGCUUGGAAACAAAAUGAUUGUUCCAAAAAAUUUAGUUGCAAACUCCUUGGCAUGAACUUUGCAUUCAACUNCGUCAACAAUUCAAUAGUUCGUGGCAUUACUAGCAAGGAUAGCAAACACUUUCAUGUUAAUGUUUUGGGAUGCAACAAUUUCACAUUUGAUGGAUUUAAAGUAACUGCUCCAGGAGAUAGUGCCAACACCGAUGGCAUCCAUAUUGGAAGAUCAAGAGGUGUGAAUGUUCUUAAUACAGACAUUGCCACCGGAGAUGACUGUGUUUCACUAGGUGAUGGUAGUAAACAGGUUCUUGUCCAAAAUGUGAAAUGUGGACCUGGGCAUGGUAUUAGUAUUGGAAGCCUUGGAAAAUAUAAGGAAGAAGAGCCCGUUGAUGGUAUUACAAUUAAAAGUUGCACUAUAAAAGGAACUCAAAAUGGAGUAAGGAUUAAGACUUGGCCUAGUCAACCAGGAACAAUAACAGUUACUAACAUGAGAUUUGAGGAUAUUACCAUGGAUAAUGUUACAAACCCUGUCAUCAUAGANCAAGAGUAUUGUCCAUGGAACCAAUGUACCAAAGAGUAUCCAUCAAAAAUAAAGAUAAGCAAAGUUAUCAUCAAGAAUAUUAAGGGAACUUCAGCAAGUAAAGAAGGAAUUAUUCUUGCUUGUAGUAGUGGUGUACCAUGUGAGGGUGUAGAGUUAUCUAAUAUUGAUCUNAAGUUCAAUGGAGCUCCGGCAAUAGCAGUAUGUAGUAAUGUGAAACCAACAAUAACAGGAAAGGUUCCUCCCUGCACAGCUCCGAGUACUAAAAAACAGUAA